This is a messenger RNA of Hevea brasiliensis (rubber tree), 1916 nucleotides long. RefSeq lists its product as uncharacterized. Gene Ontology annotation, biological process: negative regulation of DNA-templated transcription. The coding region runs from base 114 to 1604 and encodes 496 amino acids. Gene Ontology annotation, molecular function: transcription corepressor activity. Lineage: Eukaryota; Viridiplantae; Streptophyta; Magnoliopsida; Malpighiales; Euphorbiaceae. The transcript has 7 exons. Gene Ontology annotation, cellular component: nucleus. The record is from RefSeq and is a predicted model, not a curated record.
AUUUUUUUUCCUUACUAGUCCAAAACAAAAUAAAAGGGCUUUUAUUGAAAUCCAAGUAUCCAAGAGUGCGAUUGCAAAGGAAGAGGAGAAGAAGGAAGAAGAAGAAGAAGAAAAUGGAAGGAGAAGAAGGAGGAGGGAUAAGGCUGAGCAAGAGAUUCAAUGACAAGAAUGGUAGUGAGGUUGAUUACAAAACCAAAGCUGGUACUGCUUGGAGCCAUUCCUAUCUCAACCAGAAGCCUUGGCAUCCCCUGUCCUAUCCUAACCAACGCCGCAAGUGGAUCGCCGAACAGACCCAUGCCCAGCGCGAACGUCGCGCCGAAGAAGUUGCCCGCGAGUAUGCUCAAGAGCAGGAAUUCUUUCGCCAGACAGCUCUUAUUUCCAAGAAAGAGAAGGAAAAGAUAGAGAUGAUGAAAGCUGUUAGCUUCAUGUAUGUUCGUCCACCUGGUUAUAAUGCUGAAAGUGCCAAGGCUGCAGAGAUUGCUGAUGAGAGGAAAAGAGAUGAACAGGAUAAUCCUUCUCAGCACCCACAUGCUGAGGGAGCCUCCUCUACAAUGCUUCUAGAAUCAAUUCCUAGCAGAGAUCCCUUGGGAGAAGAAAAGAAGAAACCAAGGCCUAAAGAUGUUUUUGGUCGUCCGGUUCCAACUGAAGAAGAGUUUGAAGUCCUCAAAAAUGCUCCUCGGAUGGAGACAGGUGUUCCUGCAAGGGUGAAGCCAUUUGGUAUUGAAGUACGCAAUGUGAAAUGUAUAAGAUGUGGCAAUUAUGGUCACCAAAGUGGUGAUCGUGAAUGUCCAUUGAAAGAUGCUAUAAUGCCUAAUGAAGAGAGUCGAUUAAAAAGAGAUGAUCCCUUGACUGCCAUCAUGGCUCACAUGGAUCCUGCUGAGCCAUUAAAGUGGGAGUUGAAGCAAAAACCAGGAAUGAGUCCUCCUCGUGGCGGUUUCAAUCUAGAUGAUCCCAAUCAGCAAAUUGUUGCUGAGGAUAUAUUUGAUGAAUAUGGAGGGUUUCUCAGUGGUGAUAUCCCAGAGUUGCUGACCAACUUUUCCCCAAAGAAAUCUAGAAAGAAGUCAAAAAAGUGUAAACACAAGAGGGAUUCAUCACCAAGUAGAGAAUUUAGGGCUCCUGAAGAAAGUGGGUUGCCUUCACCUUCUGAUGAUAGAGAGAGGAGAUCAAAGAAGUCCAAGAAGAAGCUGAACCAUACUGAAUCACCUUCAUUUGAUGAUUUGAACUUUGAUGGGCAUUCCAAGAAGAGCAGACAAAAACAUUCUAAUUCAUCUAAAAAUUCUGAUGGGGACAGGCAUAAGAGGAGUAAAAGGAGCAGUUAUAAACAUUCUUAUUCUUCUGAUUCUGAUGGCCGCGACAGGCAUCAUAGAAGUAAAAAGAGCACGCAAAAGCAUUCUAAUUUGUCUGAAGAAUCUGAUUCUGAUGAGCAUCACAGAAGUAAGAACCCAAAGAUGAAGCAUCAAUCUUCAUUUGAACAUUCUCCCCUUGAUAGGCAUCACAAAAUUGAAAAGAAGCAGAGGCAAUCUUACCAACAUUCAUAUGAUAAUUUUGAUUUUGAUGGUCAUCACAAAGGUAAACACCGUCCUCACAAUCGUCAUCAUCAUUAAUCUCGUUUUUCGUCAAAUCGAGUUUGCAGGUGUCUUACCUUUCCAUUGAAAGUACAGGAAGAGCAAACUUUAAAGAAGCCUGUAGUCCACAUCUUGUGAAGUUAUUCUAAUGUAUCAGAAUGCUCAAUGUCAAUGCUUUGUUUUGUACAAUUAGGUUCACUUUUGUCAAUCUGUAUCAUAUGGUGGUUAGGAGCAUUCAAAUUAAGGAGCAUCAUAUUUAGUCGAGUCAAUACAAUGUAAUAAAUAGAAUCUUUGUCCCGCUAGGGAAGUCUAUUAAGCUUAAAUACCCACAAUAUUACAGUAUUGAUCACU